AUGACCCAGUUGACAUACGCUGAGGGAUUGAUUCAGCAAUAUGCUUCCCUCUUCAAGGAAGCUACUUCUCAUAGCCUUACGACCGAGCUCUGUAAGGGUACGUUAUCCGAUGCCAGGCUUUUAGUCUAUUUGAUCCAGGACUUGCUCUAUUUUAACGUCGGGUUGAGGCUCUUUGGCAGAGCGUUGACUCUCUGUGACGACGUUUCGGCGUCCAUUGUGAUUGCCAAGCAAAUCGGUUUUGUCUCCAACGCGGAGAAUGACUAUUUUUACAAGGCCAUCGAGGAACUCUCCACCAGCUUUUCUCCAGAACAGGUCAGGCAGAUGGAACAAACCAUAUUGCCAGCCGUCGAAAUGUAUAUUGCGUAUAUGGAGGAUUUGACCCACAAUCCUUCUAUCACAUACGCGCAGGUAAUCACCUCUUUGUUCGUUAUGGAGCGCGUGUACUUGGAGUGGGCCGACAAUGCCAUCACGGACCAGAUUAUCCCCACCAAACUUGCCUUCAAGUACAACGAAUGGAUUGUAUUGCACAGUGGCGAGGCAUUUACCCAGUUCGUGAAGUUUUUGGAAAGCGAGGUUAACCGCUGCGGCGAUUCGGCUGCCUCCAGAAACAGCUUUUUGGCUACGUUGGAGUACGAAGUGGGGUUCUUUGACGAAUGCUACGACCAGGAAUUGUUGAAAUAG
Babjeviella inositovora NRRL Y-12698 is the source of this 681-nucleotide messenger RNA. RefSeq lists its product as uncharacterized. Gene Ontology annotation, cellular component: cytosol. The transcript has a single exon. Lineage: Eukaryota; Fungi; Ascomycota; Pichiomycetes; Serinales. The record is from RefSeq and is a predicted model, not a curated record. The coding region runs from base 1 to 681 and encodes 226 amino acids.